AUGGAGAGUGCCAAAGCACAAAUACAGGCACAAAUGAAUGAAACUGAUGAUCUCAAAGGGGAGUUGGGAUACACCGAAAGGGCUCUACAGCAGACUCAAGACUGCUUGACUGAGAUGCAAACAGAGCCUCCAUCCCCACCUGAUCAAGACCCUUCCUUAGUAGACCAAAUCUCAGACUUGCAUGACACCAUUGAGAGAAAGGAAGCUGAGCUUUCGGGUACUAAUUCAACAGUUCUUGAGAAAUUACAGGAGCUGUCAAGAAUGAAGAGCUGCCUAGAUCAGCCCUCAACUGAGGCGAGGGACCGGAAGGCCCAGUUUGAAAGCAAAAAGGUGGCCCUUGAAGCUGAAGCAAGACAUUCUGCAGAUUUAAAGCAACUUCUCAUAGAGGCUCAAAAGAAACUUAGUCCGGGUCAACACCAGCAAGAUCAGAGUGGCCAAAGCUCACCAAGUGAUCAACAGGCACUCCAAUACCCCACUUUUCGACUGAGUCGUAUCUCCAAAGGACAUCAGGGCAGUCAAGCUCUGGUUACACUGGACAGACCCCUGGUCAUAAUUUGUCGCACCUCUCCCAACCAACCACUGCUGGGUAUCAUUCACAAGGGCCUGAUCGUUACUCUCUCGGCCCUACGAGGCUAUCUCUGAGCUACCAACCUCAGUCCACACCUGCUGCUCGUCAAGCAGCAUAUCCCACAGACAGGGAUCUUUACAAAAUGGCGCGUAAUAUCACACGCUUUGAACCCAAUCGCAAAGGUUCAGAAGACCCAAUCACCUACUUGAAAGACAUCUACUUCUACUUGAGGAAGUUUCCAGGUGCUAUUGUGGAUGACAAAAUCUACUUGAUCAAAGCUACCUUCAAUCGAGAGGUAAGCAGCUUCUUGAACGACAACCCCCGUCAGGUCAAGAACGACUACGACUUGCUGUGCCAGGCAUUUAUUGACGAGUUCUCUGACUCACUUAUGCCAACUGGUUUAGCCGCUACACUGUUAGUCAAACACGAGAGACAGGAAUCUCCCCAGUCAUACUACAGUCGCCUGCGCCAGGCUUACUUUGGUUGUCAAAAUGAACCUGAAAUGGAGGAGGACCUAAACUUCAAAACCUUGUUUGUUCAAAACCUCCAUCCCACCACCAGUCAUCACCUUGGUGUCAUCGCUUGUCCCCGAACCUUAGACAGCAGACAGCUCCGCGAACUGGCUGUAAAAGGCUUUGCUUAACAACGCCACACCUAAUCUAAGAAAUCAGAACCUGGUACUGUCCUGGCUGUGGACACAAAGUCUAUGCCCCUAGGCCUGGAGGGCGGGGCAGUUGGUGCGCACUCAGAUUCACCUCAACCUGUAACCGCCCGACCAUCCCAGAAUCUAAAGGCAUCCUGAUAUCAGACAGCUGAUAAAGGUCGAAACCCAAAGCAACCUUGGUCUGACAGUGGACAACACCAGGUCAGAUUUGACGAAAAUCGUCUACCCUCAUACUUUCGCAGGGGUGGGGCUCGCCCUAAACAACAGGGGGUGGAGAGACCGGUCAGAUCGUUACGGUCCACGCCAGGGAUGAGACUCUGAUCGACCUUACCAGCAGUCUCAGUUGGUACCCUCUGAUGAAGAGACGGGUACAAAGACCAAAUUAGACCCUCCCCAGAAGGGUGAUGGGCCUAAAGGUGAAUCAAAGUCCUCUGACCUGACAGAGGAAGAAGACAGACUUCUUAGGCGUAUACUCAGUAGAGUACAGAGAAAAGGAGAUAAGAAAGCAGAUCUUUUCGCCAUCACCGUCGCUGCCGUCCAGCCAGACACUUCUGAGCCAAGCACUGUGUCUGUCCAGCAGACUGCAGUUCAGGAGGAAGUGCGUAUGUCCCUACAGGAGUUGGCGACGCUUCCACUGGCUGACAUCACUGUCGAUCUUGAACCUCAAGACAGUACAUCGCAGGAAACUACAUCUACCAGCGCUGUCUUGGUAGUUCAGGUGAAAUCCGCAGAGGAGCCAGCCAAAGAAGACUCCUCACUCAUUCAGCUUGAACCCCCUUUCUCCAAUUUUUGUGCAACCUCACUGAGAAAGGCAUCACACAGAAGUUUUACAUCAACACUGUUCUUGAAAAUGAACUUGAACACAAAGCACUCUUGGACACUGCUGCUGACAUCAUUGAUGUCUGCAAUGCUUUUCAACCACUUGUGCAGCAUAGUGCAGCAGUCCAACAGGGACAUCAAGAUGCAGCCGUGCGCCAUGGAGAUUCUGCCAUACUCCACAGACAGUAGGACUUUAAAAACAAUGACCAUGUUGAACAUCUCCAUUGGACCAAUGAACAUCAUGCACCCUGUGUAUGUGUCAACCCUUGAGCCGAUUCCUUUCCUCAUUGGUCAAGACCUCUUAAAACGGUUUGAGCCCCUGAUCGAUUAUCGACAGCUGAAAAUAUGGACACAGGUCCGCAGACCAUUACACAUACCAGCAACUGACCGAAAACAGGCUAAGUGUUACGCCCGGAUGCAUGAACUUUCUCCAAGCACACCGGCAAGUGUGAGUUCACUGGAGUUAACCUACUUGUCUGACCAUGAGCCACAACCUUGCUCGAGGCCUUUCGACGACUCAGUCAUGAAAAGAGACACGUUUUUGUGCAAAUUUGAUGACACCAAUGGACCCGACAUUCCCGGGCCAUUGAUCACUGAUGGAGUUAAGCUGAAUGGAAAUCAUGUCGACAAUGCGAUUUUGGCCCUUUGGGCUGAUAAAUCAGCUAUCAGCCGCAAACUGUAUGACACCUUGUCUAGGGAUGACCCAAACCUUCCGUGCAUUUGGAAAGCAUUUCACUUCCCUUUGGACUCCCUUCCUAAAGCUACCAUUACAGCUGAGGGCGUCUGUGCCUUAACUUUACGGUGGAACAAAAGGGAGAUGACACACCACUUCUUGGUCAUCCCAGACCUACCACAUCAUGUCUACAUGGGAAGUGAUAUACUGGUCAGGUUGGCAGUCCAGGUUGAUACCAUUAACAAUGUGCUGUGGUCACUUACAGGUGUACAUGACAAAACCCAGACUCCUGAUGUCGAUAACAUCAAAUCAGGACAGUCGAUCCCUGAAGCCUGUCAGGUGUCCAUUGACCACAACAUUGUCAUACCUGCAAUGACCAAAGACGUUCCCAUUCACUUGAACCUACAAUGUGGACAACAGCUGUUGCACACCCAAGCUUUCUUCCAGCCAUCAUUGCUCUUUCUUAAACACGGGCUGUCUACCCAGGCAACCCCUCUUUUAGAGCUUCACUCUAGAUUCACACACUUGCUUGUACAAAACACGACAUCGGAGGACAUCCUGAUCCCUUAA
Xyrichtys novacula (pearly razorfish) is the source of this 3294-nucleotide messenger RNA. NCBI's taxonomy places the organism in Eukaryota, Metazoa, Chordata, Actinopteri, Labriformes, Labridae. The record is from the annotation of a GenBank genome assembly.